This is a messenger RNA of Tetrahymena thermophila SB210, 2004 nucleotides long. RefSeq lists its product as hypothetical. NCBI's taxonomy places the organism in Eukaryota, Ciliophora, Oligohymenophorea, Hymenostomatida, Tetrahymenidae. The transcript has a single exon. The record is from RefSeq and is a predicted model, not a curated record.
AAAAUGCAAUUUGAGAGUUCUAUUAGUUUUUUAUUAUAUCUAUUAACUUAUUAUUAUUUAAAAGUUUAUUAAAUUUGCUUUUUAAAAUAAAAAGUAAGAGUAAAUUAAUAACGAACUGCAGAUAUAAAUAAGAUGGAUAUGCUCAAUGAGAUAAAGACUUAAGAUUUUUGUAAAAAAGAAUAUUUACCAGAUAUUCAAAGCAGGAUUAAACUCACUUAAGCAGCAUCGGAAGUUAAGGUAGAGAAUAUUGAUUGCCAGAGUAAAUACUAUUCUAUACACCCAUAAUAAUAAUAGCAAAGGAUUUAGAUAUAUUAAUCAACAUUUGAACCAUCAAAUAUACAAACAUGUUGCAGCUAAAAGACUGCUUGCUUCAGACUUUUAAAGGAUAGCUAAAAGAUUGAAAAUAUUUAUCAAAUGAACAAUUAUUUUAAUAGCUUAGGUGACAAGCUUCAGACCAUAGAGUUUUAAAAAAGAUACUAAGCUAAUUUUUAGGAUAUUAAGAAAGUUAGGUGUCAUAAAGUAAAAUAAGAAUUAAAUUUUUAACAUCUAAAAUAAUUGUACUUAGUAGCUAAUAAAUAUGAUGAAAACUAGAAAGUAUAUGAUUUUAUUUUAAAUUACUCUUUUUAAUAAUCAAAAUAUGGUCUGAAUAAAUAUAAUAUACAUGAAUAAAAAUCUGAAAAAAUAUUUUAAGCAUACAAAAAUAAUUAAUAAGAUACGAUAAAAAAUAAGCAUUCAAUUAUUGAAAACUUAGAAGAGUGGGCCAAUAAAACAAUCAAUUUACCAAAAAUCCCCUAGAAAGAUCUGUGCCUAUAGAUAUCAAAAUAGUUUUUCUUAUUUAUGGCUUCAAGUUAUAAAAUGCUCAAAAAAUUUGAAAAUCGUAAUCAAAAUCUAACAAGCAAAUAGCCUGCUCCUAAAAAAUAGAAAAACUAUAGCAAAGAGGAAGAAUACUAGCUGAUACAAUCAUUACUUGAAUCAACAGAAUCUAAUUUUGUAGAGGAAUUCAUACAAUACAAAAAUAUAACUGAGUCUUGGAGAUUAAAUUGGAAAAAUAACAUGAAUAAUAAAUUUGAUUAACCAAACGAAGAUUCAGUAAAAGAAAUAGAAUUCAAGUACUAAUUAAGUGAAGAAGUUAAAUAAAGCAGUGAUACCUAAAAAUUUAAUAAUUUUUGUGAACAGCAAUAAUGUUAAUAAAAUUAUAGUUAAACGCACAUGCUCUAAGAUAAUAAUAAUAAAAGCAUUAAUCCUAACUAAAUUAAUAAUUUAGAGACCAACUAAAAUUUACGUAAAAAAAAGAGUCAAAUUAUAAUAGAAAAAUAGCAAGAUUGCUGUUUGGAAAUUAAUAGCUAAGAUUAAUAUUCCUAUAAAGAAGAUAGAUAUGAAGCGAAUUACACUAAUUCUGAAGGAAAUUUUUAUAAAAAAAGAACUAACAAUUUUUAUAAUAUGCCUCGAUACUUCAUGAUGCUAAUGCUUGAGUUUCUUUCUGAGAAAAAUUUAAAACAUUUAAACAUUCAAGAUGGGAUAAGAUAAGUAAUAACUAAGAUUAAGCACAACAUAACGAAUUAGGGGAGGAAGAAAGGAUCAGCAAAAUCUAAUUUUUAUAAUCACACCCAUUAUAACUGUUUAUUUAAAAUUAUUGAUGACAAAUCGCUUUUUAAAGAGGAAUAAAAUGACAUAAAUUCAAUUUAAUAGGAUAAAAAUGCUAUCAAAAGUAAGUAAACUUAGUAAAAAUAAAAUGAUUUUGAUAAAUAAAUGGAUGACCUAAUAAAAAAAGUAUUUAGCAUUAAUAAUACUAAAACAUAAUAUAACAUUGCUUUUAUUAAUAUAUUUAAAGUGAUUAUUUCAUAAAUCAUAAAAUAUUAGCUGUUAAUAAUGCAAGAAUUACCACUUGCUGAAUAUAUUUUAGAAAACGGAGAAAGCUAUGAAAAAUCUAAAGUAAAUUAUAUUGCUAGAGUGAUAGCAGGAAUAGAUAAGCUAAAUGAGGGAUAUGAUAUUUAUCGCUUCUGA